AUGACCAGAGUGCAACUUCGCGAAAACCCACCCUCUGUAUAUUUUAUCUUAAAAGACUAUGCGAUCCCACCGAAACAGAUGAGUGGACGUAUCCCUUUGUCACUGACACCAAAUGGCCUACGCGUUCAUUGGAUCACGAAGGCUCUGGGCUACCCUCCAGAAGAUUCACACAAGCUUGUCGACCGUUGUCAUAUCUCGAAUAUUGAACAACUGGGCUCACUUGACAAUAUAAUUGUGGGCGGCAAGAUUGACCAGCCUCUGAAAUCUAUCGAUGAGAAAAUCACAGAUUAUACAACCCUUAUGGUGUCUUGGCAUUGGAUUAAAAAUUGCGAUGGUGAGUUUCUCAUCAAACAGCUGGACGAUCCUUGA
Molecule: messenger RNA, 369 nt
Organism: Penicillium soppii
Lineage: Eukaryota; Fungi; Ascomycota; Eurotiomycetes; Eurotiales; Aspergillaceae
Exons: 1
Coding region: 1-369 (122 amino acids)
Source: RefSeq, a predicted model, not a curated record